AACAGUGGGGUCGGUUCUGGGCCCGGUCAGGGCAAGGAUUCCUGGGUUCUCUAGUGCCUUGGCGACAGUUUCUUUUCAUUACUCUGUGGAGAAGGGUGAUGACAACUCUAUUUCUAGAAGAGCUUUGGUGGGGGAAAGAUCCUGUUUGCAUCUAGAGACAAAUUAAAAAAAGAGGCCAGGAUAGGGAUUGUACAAAGAUAGGGACGGGCAUUGUUCUUAACUUGAAUUAGAGGAAAUGGCCCAGAGAAGCACCCUAAGGAAUCAAAGUUGGGCUUAAAAACUGGAGCUCUUCGGCAGUCUCGCAUAGGAUUAUGUGGCACAGUCUGUCUCGGUUGAAGACUUCACCAGUAUUCUAUAAUGACAGAAUCGGAGAAGCAAGAGGAGCCAGGAGAGAAAUGUUAGGAACAGGUUUAGAAAGUCCAGGAGUCAAAACGCAACUGGAGCAAGGAGACAGAAGGGAAAUGACACCCCACCCCCACCCCAGCCGCUUAGUUCCUUUGAUGUCAUACUUCCUCUAUUUAUAUUCUGAAAAAUAAACUUAAGUGGUGUCUUUUCCUUAAGCUGGGGAGGGGGAUUUCACAUUAGAACGAUCUCAUCAUUUGUAUGAGGACAGAUUGGUCCUUAGGAGGAUGCCUAAGCAAAGGAAUCCUACGAUAGGAUCAGAUCUGGAAAACUGUUUUUGAGAGUGUAAUCAAAGCAGCUACAAACUACAGAAAUUGUCUGAAGAAAACCAGGCUUCCCUGGAGUGGUUUUUUUAAUUUUCUACAUGUGUGCCACUCAUACAGAGGAUGUCUUACACUUCUUUUUUCCCAGGAAAUUCUGGAAAGAAACUGAGAAACAGCGCCGGUGCACGACCCAGGAUGGAUGUCCUCUUCGUAGCCUUCCUUGCGGUACCCCUCAUCCUGGGACAGGAAUACGAGGAUGAAGAAGAGCUGGAAGAGGGUGAUUACUAUCAAGUGGCAUAUUAUUAUUACACAGUUACCCCUAAUUAUGAUGACUUUAGUGUAAACUUCACUGUUGAUUACUCCAUGUUUGAGUCGGAGGACCGGUUGAGCAGGCUGCAGAAGGAGGUGACAACAGAGGCCGUAGAGACCACCAUCAGUCUUCAGACAGAACCUGUGGACCAGCAGAACCCUGUAACAACGAGACCAGCGAGACCAGCGAGACCAACGAGACCAACGAGACCAACGAGACCAGCGACAACAGAGCCACAGAGUCCAGAUCAGAACGAUGCUGUGUCCAGUCUGCAGAGUGCUGUGUCCUGUCUUCUCUUAUGGACCCUCCUUCAAGGGGGGAUGCAUCUUAUGUAGAAGGUGAGAGAAGGCUGCUACGACUCUUCAGACUAGACUUUGGCAAGAAGUUGGAUGAAAAAUAAAGUUUAAAAAAAGUCUA
Peromyscus maniculatus bairdii (prairie deer mouse) is the source of this 1392-nucleotide messenger RNA. NCBI's taxonomy places the organism in Eukaryota, Metazoa, Chordata, Mammalia, Rodentia, Cricetidae. The record is from RefSeq and is a predicted model, not a curated record.